Molecule: messenger RNA, 960 nt
Organism: Mastomys coucha (southern multimammate mouse)
Lineage: Eukaryota; Metazoa; Chordata; Mammalia; Rodentia; Muridae
Gene: Hpca
Product: hippocalcin
Exons: 5
Coding region: 234-815 (193 amino acids)
Molecular function (GO): calcium ion binding
Source: RefSeq, a predicted model, not a curated record
CUGAGGAAUGGUUCUCCCUCCUCCCUAGAGAGCCCCCAGUUCAUCUGGCUCCGGAGUUGAGGUGCGGGGGCAGCGAGGGUGCCUAUCGGAUUCCGCCCUCAGAGCCACAGGCGGCCCCGCGCCCAGUCCCGCCCGCCCCUCCGGCCGCCUCUGCCGCCGCGCGCUGCAGCAGCGCCGCCUUCCUUGCGCAGUCGGUGUCUCGGCGUUGCUGGGUGGGACUUGGCUCUUCUGCCAUGGGUAAGCAGAACAGCAAGCUGCGACCAGAGAUGCUGCAGGACCUUCGAGAGAACACAGAGUUCUCCGAGCUGGAGCUACAGGAGUGGUACAAGGGCUUCCUGAAGGACUGCCCCACUGGCAUCCUCAACGUCGAUGAGUUCAAGAAAAUCUACGCCAACUUCUUCCCCUAUGGCGAUGCCUCCAAGUUCGCCGAGCAUGUCUUCCGCACUUUUGACACCAACAGCGACGGCACCAUCGACUUCCGGGAGUUCAUCAUUGCUCUGAGCGUGACCUCGCGUGGCCGCCUGGAGCAGAAGCUCAUGUGGGCCUUCAGCAUGUACGACCUGGACGGCAAUGGCUACAUCAGCCGGGAGGAGAUGCUAGAAAUUGUGCAGGCCAUUUACAAGAUGGUUUCGUCCGUGAUGAAGAUGCCAGAGGAUGAGUCGACCCCGGAGAAGAGAACUGAGAAAAUCUUCCGCCAAAUGGACACAAACAACGACGGCAAGCUGUCACUGGAGGAGUUCAUCCGCGGGGCCAAAAGCGACCCAUCCAUCGUGCGUCUGCUGCAGUGCGAUCCCAGCAGCGCCUCCCAAUUCUGAGCUGAGAGGAGCCAGCUCGCCUCCCUGCCUUCACCAGGCCUUCCGGCUCUCAGCUUCCUCUCCCUUAUGUCUAUCCAGGCUGGGGGCCAGACUGGGGAUCCCUUUCUGGGAUCUGCACUGUGGGGGGCCUCUGGAGAAGCGAACC